AUGCUGGAGAUGGAGCACGCUCAGUUUGUCUGUGAGGUAAAAGAGGACCUUCUCCAGCGCUUGACACGGGCGGAGGCGGUGGCCCAUCGGCUGCUAGGGGAGGGGCUACUGAGCGAGGACGCGUACUUCAGUGUCAGUGACGCUGUGGGUGGGGAGAGGAGGGCCCAGGAGCUGUGGGCGGGGCUAGAGACGGGCGGCAUCGCAGCGAAGGAUGGAUUCUAUAGAGCGCUGUUUCACUGCCAGCCUCUGCUGUACAGAGAGUUGGAAAAGGAGCGAGUGAUGAGGAUGUGUGGAACAAACGGAGGGAGCGAGGUGGACAGACUGGAGAGAAGAAGGGAGGAGCUGCGGACAGAGGAGAGGAAACUCAAGCUGGAGAGAGAAAAGAUGGAGAGAGAGAGGGAUGAGCUAGAGCGCAUCAGGAAGGAGGUAGAGAAAAUGAGACAGGCAGUACGGCAAGAGACUGAGCAGCUACAGCUAAUCAGAGAAAAAAGAUGAAAGAAGGAUGAAAUAAGAAAUGCUUCAAAAUAAAAUCUGAAAAUGUACUUGGUGCUUUAGCAUUGUUUUCUUAUGUUUGGGCAUAAUCAUCCGCUGUUAACAGCUGAAUGGCCUCCUUCAAGACUGCUGACUGGUGCUGGCUGUUCAGCAACUUCAACACCAUUUUAACUGUAUUUCAGAAAUUCCAAAACCAUUUAACUGGAUUUUAGAAACUUGUAGAACAUGUGUAGAAGUGUAGAACAUGGAGACUGUGUUUGUGCAUUGUGCCUGUUGUGAUUCAGUUUACAGUGAUGACAGUAACGGUGACCUAUUUGAGAGAAUGUUUUUUUUAAGACACUUAACUUGCACAGUUGUGUUUCUGUA
Clupea harengus (Atlantic herring) is the source of this 858-nucleotide messenger RNA. RefSeq names its product Golgi resident protein GCP60-like. NCBI's taxonomy places the organism in Eukaryota, Metazoa, Chordata, Actinopteri, Clupeiformes, Clupeidae. The transcript is spliced from 3 exons. Bases 1 to 495 code for a protein of 164 amino acids. Gene Ontology annotation, biological process: regulation of apoptotic process. The record is from RefSeq and is a predicted model, not a curated record.